AUGUUGAAUCCUACACUACCUCAGACUGAAUCUGCUCGUUCUUCCCUAGUGUUAUUACACAAGUCCUUUGUCUCCGGUCAUGGUGGUGCACAACUCACACUUGGGCCGGCACCGGUUCUCCGGCAAAAACAAAAGAGCUGUUCUAUCAGAGCUGUUUCUAGCGACAUUAAAGUGGUAGAAGGUGCUGCUACGGACAAGCCUUUCACAAUUAAGGCAACAGUUACAGUGCAACUAACAGUCGGCGGUAUCUUCUCUAACAUUGGGUUGGAUAGAGGCCUUGACGACAUUGCUGACUUGCUUGGUAAAACGUUUCUUUUGGAGCUCGUUAGCUCUGAGCUUGAUUCUCGAACUGGAUUGGAGAAGGAGUCAAUCAAAGGGUAUGCUCAUAGGGUUGGUAAAAGAGUGGAUAAUGAGGUGAAGUACGAAAGCAAGUUCGUGGUUCCAGUAGGUUUUGGGGAAGUGGGUGGAGUUUUUGUGGAGAAUGAGCAUCACAAGGAGAUUUACCUCAAGAACAUUGUUCUUGAAGGCUUCCCUUUUGGCCCUGUUAAUGUUGCCUGUGAUUCAUUUGUUCAUAGCAAGUUCGACGACAAAGAAAAGAGAAUCUUCUUCACUAAUAAGGUUUUCCAUCCAUCCGAAACACCGGAUGGGCUGAAGAGGCUGAGGGAGAAGGAGGUAGAGAGCCUGCGUGGGACCGGAGAGGGAGAGAGAAAGACAUACGAGAGGAUAUACGACUAUGAUACUUACAAUGAUUUGGGAAACCCAGAUAAGAGUGCUGACCUGGCUCGUCCUGUUCUUGGUGGUCCCAAACACCCUUAUCCCAGACGUUGCAGAACUGGCCGCCCACGUUGCGCCAAAGAUCCCUUGUCUGAGAAAAGGAGCGCGAGCGUAUAUGUGCCAAGAGAUGAGGCAUUUUCAGAAGUGAAGAAUUUGAAUUUCUCAGCCAAGACAGUGAAAUCAGUGGUUCAUGCUUUACUUCCUUCACUUGAGACUGCACUCCUUGAUUCCGAACUCGGAUUCCCAUACUUUACUGCCAUUGAUUCACUAUUCAAUGAAGGGCUUACUGUACCCAAGCCUAAAGAUCAAGGGUUCCUCUUCAGCUUGGCAUUGCCAAGGCUUGUCAAAGCCCUCAGUGAAGGAGGAGACGAGCUCUUGCUCUUUGAAGUCCCUGAAAUGAUAAACAGAGACAAAUUCUCUUGGUUCAGGGAUGAGGAAUUCUCACGCCAGACUCUUGCUGGUCUCAACCCCUUCAGCAUUCAGUUGGUCACGGAGUGGCCACUAAAGAGCAAGCUUGACCCUAAAAUCUAUGGCACAGCUGAGUCUGCAAUUACUAAAGAACUUAUUGAGCGAGAGAUCAAGGGAGUCAUGACUCUGGAUGAGGCCAUAAAGAAGAAGAAACUGUUCGUCUUAGAUUAUCAUGAUCUCUUCUUACCUUAUGUACACAAAGUGAGAGAACUCAAAGGGACAACCUUGUAUGGAUCAAGAACCUUAUUCAUGCUCACCCAUGACGAUACAUUGAGACCUCUAGCGAUUGAACUCACUCGACCAGCAAAAGAAGGAAAGCCUAUGUGGAGACAAGUGUUCUCCCCUGGUUGGGAUUCCACAAGUUGCUGGCUUUGGAGACUUGCUAAAGCUCAUGUCUCUGCCCAUGAUGCUGGCUUUCACCAGCUUAUCGUCCACUGGUUAAGGACACAUUGUUGUACUGAGCCUUAUAUAAUUGCGGCAAAUCGGCAACUCAGUGCGAUGCACCCGAUAUACCGGUUGUUGUUACCACAUUUCCGAUACACCAUGGAGAUCAAUGCACUUGCUCGAGUGUACCUUAUAAAUGGAGAUGGGAUCAUUGAGAGCGCCUUCUCUCCAGGAAAAUACUCACUGGAGCUCAGCUCUGUGUAUUAUGAUAAGUAUUGGAGGUUCGAUCAGGAGAGUUUGCCCGCAGAUUUGAUUAGAAGAGGAAUGGCAGUUGAGGAUCCAACGGCAGAGCAUGGUCUAAGGCUGGCAAUUAAGGAUUACCCAUUUGCUAAUGAUGGUCUUAUCCUUUGGGAUACCCUAAAACAAUGGGUGAGUGAUUAUGUCAAUCACUACUAUCCAAAAUCCAACCUUGUUGAAUCUGAUGAAGAACUCCAAGCAUGGUGGAAUGAUGUGAGAACAAAGGGCCAUGGAGAUAAGAAGGAUGAGCCAUGGUGGCCUACCCUGAAAACCCAAGAUGAUUUAAUCCAAGUGGUGACAACCAUUAUUUGGGUCACCUCCGGCCACCACGCCGCCGUCAAUUUCGGCCAAUACCAUUACGGCGGUUACUUCCCGAACCGACCGACACGGGCCAGGACGAACAUGCCGACGGAGGAACCAUCAGAGGAAGAGUUCAAGAAUUUCUUGUCAAAACCUGAGUUUGCACUAUUGAAGUGUUUCCCUUCACAAAUUCAGGCUACUAAGGUGAUGUCCAUAUUGGAUGUGUUGUCUAACCACUCAGUGGAUGAAGAGUACCUAGGAGAUGUGAUUGAGCCAGCUUGGUCUGAGAAUCCAGUUAUAAAGGCUGCAUUUGAGAGGUUUAAUGGGAAAUUGAAGGAGUUUGAAGGGAUUAUUGAUGCAAGGAAUGCAGACUUGAGUUUGAUGAACAGAGCUGGUGCAGGAGUAGUACCCUAUGAGCUCUUGAAGCCAGUCUCAAAACCUGGUGUCACAGGAAUGGGAGUUCCUUACAGCAUUUCCAUUUAAAAGUUGGAUUUGUAUGGAAAUGAGUGUAUCUUUAACAAGAAAGAUAAAUAAAAGAGCAGCAAUUAAUAAUGUUUUUGUUCAUGAACCUA
Molecule: messenger RNA, 2795 nt
Organism: Telopea speciosissima
Lineage: Eukaryota; Viridiplantae; Streptophyta; Magnoliopsida; Proteales; Proteaceae
Product: linoleate 13S-lipoxygenase 2-1, chloroplastic-like
Exons: 9
Coding region: 1-2706 (901 amino acids)
Biological process (GO): lipid oxidation
Molecular function (GO): metal ion binding; protein binding; oxidoreductase activity, acting on single donors with incorporation of molecular oxygen, incorporation of two atoms of oxygen
Source: RefSeq, a predicted model, not a curated record